AUGGAUUCACAACUCUACCGCUGCGACAAUUUUACCUGGAUAGAGACAGGGAACUCCGCUGCGAUCGGAGGGUCUCUUUUUGGUGCGGGGUUGCUGGGCAAUAUACUAGCCCUGAUAUUGUUGGCUAUGCCUCGGUUGCGGUCCUCGCCUCCAGGAUCUCCACCUUCAGUCUUUUACGUACUUGUGUGCGGUCUGGCUGUCAUAGAUCUGCUGGGCAAAUGCCUCUUAAGUCCCAUGGUGUUGGCCACCUAUAUGCAGAACCGGACCCUGAGAGAGUUGGUUCCUGGGUCCGGAAAUUUGCUAUGCUAUGUCUUUGCCUUCUUCAUGGCAUUUUUCGGGCUCGCGUCCAUGCUCCAACUGUUGGUGAUGGCUUUGGAAUGCUGGCUGUCACUAGGAUAUCCAUUCUUCCACCAGAGGCAUAUCACUCGGUCCAGAGGGGCUCUCGUGGCUCCUGCUGUUGGAGUGUUCUGCCUCAUCUUCUGCGCCCUGCCAUUGAUGGGCUUUGGAAAGUACGUACAAUACUGCCCUGGAACUUGGUGUUUCAUACAGAUGGCAAGUGAGCAGCGUUCCACAUCAGUACUCGGUUACUCAAUGAUGUAUGCUACAUUAAUGGCAAUGCUAGUCUUGGCCACGGUGUUCUGCAACCUAAAUACUAUGAGAAAUCUCUACGGAAUGCACGAGCGGCUCUCCCAGCUUCCUCGCUCCGUGACUAAGGAUUUAUCUGGAUUCAGAGAGGGACAAAAGGAGACAACACUCACCCUCCAGCCUCUGGAGGCAUUGGACCACCUUUUGCUACUGGCAGUCAUGACAGUUCUCUUUACCACCUGUUCUUUGCCGUUCAUUAUUCGUGCUUAUUUUGGAGCAUUUAUAAUUGGCAAAAAUAAAAAUACAACAUUGGAAGAAAGAGAAGACCUCAGAGCCUUGAGGUUUCUAUCUGUAAAUUCAAUUGUGGAUCCUUGGAUUUUCAUCAUUUGCAGGACAUCAGUAUUUCGUCUCUUUGUCCGCAAUUUUUUUAGAAGACUUCUUAUUAAUAGAAAUUGGUGCAACUAUAAUUCUUGCAAAAGAGAUUCUGAAUCCAGCCUGUGA
This is a messenger RNA of Gracilinanus agilis (Agile Gracile Mouse Opossum), 1086 nucleotides long. It is a transcript of the gene PTGDR, whose product is annotated as prostaglandin D2 receptor. Gene Ontology annotation, biological process: inflammatory response; G protein-coupled receptor signaling pathway; positive regulation of cytosolic calcium ion concentration. Gene Ontology annotation, molecular function: prostaglandin D receptor activity. The record is from RefSeq and is a predicted model, not a curated record. The transcript is spliced from 2 exons. NCBI's taxonomy places the organism in Eukaryota, Metazoa, Chordata, Mammalia, Didelphimorphia, Didelphidae. Gene Ontology annotation, cellular component: plasma membrane. Bases 1 to 1086 code for a protein of 361 amino acids.